This is a messenger RNA of Raphanus sativus (radish), 612 nucleotides long. RefSeq names its product glutathione S-transferase T3-like. The record is from RefSeq and is a predicted model, not a curated record. Bases 1 to 612 code for a protein of 203 amino acids. Lineage: Eukaryota; Viridiplantae; Streptophyta; Magnoliopsida; Brassicales; Brassicaceae. The transcript has a single exon.
AUGUUACAGAAAUGGUCUCCCAAAGAGGAUAUAAUCCUCAUUGGGGCAUGGCUUAACACCAGUAAAGACCCGAUCGUGAGCAAUGAGCAGAAAGGUGGAGCAUUUUGGAAGCGGAUUGUGGAGUACUACAACGCAAGCCCUCUCUUGGUUGGAACAAUACCGAGAGAGCUUGGUCCUUGCAAGCAGAGGUGGUCUCGGAUUAACGACCACGUUUCAAAGUUUUGUGGUUGCUAUGAUCGAGCUCUUCGGCAGCAAAGAAGUGGUCAGAAUGAUGACCAUGUGAUGAAGGCUGCUUUAGAUUCAUUCUUCACUAUUAUGAACUUAAAGUUCACCAUGGAUCACUGCUGGAAGGAGCUGAGGUAUGACCAGAAAUGGUGCUCCCUGGUUCAGGGUAAGGACACUGUUAAGGAGAAGCGCAAAGUGGUGGACAUUGAUGGCGAAGAAGCAGCUGUGGGAGAACCAGAGGCUAGACCUCCCGGGGUGAAGGCUGCGAAAGCUGCUCUUAAGAAGAAGAUGAAUGGCAGAGAGCAGGAGUUGUCAAACUUACAUGGCGCUCUAGAAAUCAAAGAAAAACUCUCAAGGCAAAAGCUCCUUGAUCGUUUAUUUGCGUAA